AUAUUAGUUGUAAUAAAAAAGAUAAGAAUCAUCUUGUAGUGAUAGUUAGUGUCCUUUUUAAGAAAUUAUACAUUUAUAAACAAAGUAAAUUUGUAUAUGCAAACUAAACCAAUUUUAGAUUUAUACGAUGAAAGUUUAAUUUAUUUAAAAUAACAAGAAGGAAUUAUUAGCAAACAUGAAUAAAUCAAGGUUUUCUAUGUUGCUAUUGGAACCAGGUGAGAUUUAUUUUGAAGACUAUUCCUGUACUAUGAAUAUAGAGACAAAAACAGGAUGUGGACAGCAAGGACGCUUAAAGCUUUGUUCUAAAUCUCUAGUUUUUGAACCUAGAGAGUGGGCACAACCAUUGAUUAAGUUACAUUUUAAAGAAUGUAUUGAGAUAGAUACAGUACCAAAUGAAAGUUCGAAUAAUACUAAUAUGAUAAAAGUAAAAGUCAAACAAUAUUCAGAAAUGUUAGAGGAAAACAUUUUAGCACCUUAUAAAUUUAUAUAUGAAAGUAUGGAUUUCUUUUUUUUGUUCGAUUUUGCAUCUGCUGAUGAAUGCUUGCGUCAAAUGCAGCAACUGCUGAGAGCUUCAACGCUGCAUGCCCCAGAGCACAACAGCAUGGUGGCAACAAUUCUACAUUCACGCUAUACUAGAAUGAUAUUUGAUACAGUUAUGAUGGAAGAUUUUACAGAAAAAAUUAUCUGCGAAUUCCAAACUGAAAAGAUUUCUCCUUUAGUUAGGCAUCAAGGAAAACUGGCCGUGACGCCUACUACUCUUUAUUUUCAGCCUUUUAGUAAUAUUGAAAAUAGUCCAAUUCUUAAGAUGAAACUUGAACACAUGAAAAGGAUAUAUAAAAGAAGAUUUUUAUUAAGGCAAGUUGGACUCGAAAUCUAUUGUGCUGUAGAAAGCCCAAUCUCACAUAUUUAUUUAUCUUUCCAAAGUGAAAAGGAUAGAAAUAGGGCAUACCAAAUACUGGAAGAAUCUCCUAAUGUUAAAUUAGAACGAGUGCACAUUGAGGAGAUGACACUACAAUGGCAAAAUGGAGUUGUAUCUAAUUUUGAUUAUUUGAUGCAUUUAAACUGCCUUGCAGAUAGGAGUAAAAAUGAUCUCACUCAAUACCCAGUGUUUCCAUGGGUGAUUGCAGACUACACCUCAGAAACAUUGGAUUUAGAAUCAGUACAAACAUUCCGAAAUCUGUCUAAACCAAUGGGAGCCUUGAAUCCUGACCGGCUGGAAAAAUUACUGGAAAGAUACCACGAGAUGUCCGAUCCAAAGUUUUUAUAUGGAUCUCAUUAUUCAGCACCCGGCCUCGUAUUAUUUUAUUUAGUUCGAAAAUAUCCUCAAUACAUGUUGUGUCUCCAAAAUGGAAGAUUCGAUCAUCCAGAUCGAAUGUUUAACUCUGUAAAAGACGUCUACAAUAAUUGCUUGAAGAAUAUGUCUGAUUUUAAAGAACUUGUUCCAGAGUUCUAUGACACAAAUGCAAAAGGAGAUUUUUUGCUGAAUAUGUAUGAUAUCGAUUUUGGGGAGAGACAUAAUGGCAGUAAAGUAGACAACGUAAAUCUCCCGCCCUGGGCCGUGUCUCCAAAGGAUUUCGUGAAUAAACUCAGGGAAGCCUUGGAGUCAGAGUAUGUGUCUAGGCAUUUACAUUUAUGGAUUGAUCUCAUAUUUGGUUAUAAGCAAAGAGGAGAAGAGGCUGUAAAAGCUUUUAACGUGUUCCAUCACGUCUGUUACGAAGGAUCGGUUGACCUUGAAUGCAUUUACGAUAUGAACGAUCGACACGCUCUGGAAGUUCAAAUAAUGGAAUUCGGUCAAGUUCCCAAGCAGCUGUUCACAAAACCACACGUCAGGAAAAUUUUAUCAAAAGUUCUGAAACCUUUAUCGAAUAAAAGUUAUGAUAAUCAUGAUUAUGAAUACAGUAUGGAAUGCGUGAAUACUAUAAGGUUGCACAAGGAAGCUGUGACGUCAGCGCUGCGGACGGGCGACCGGGUGAUAUCGGUUUGUAAGGAUGGAACUCUGAAAGUGUAUGACAUGGUACAGAGGAAGCAGAUACGGAGUGUUAUAUUGUGUUCGACGCCGCUCAGCUCGUGUGUCAUGGUGGACGAGAAUAUCGUGGCCGCUGGUUCCUGGGACAACGAAAUAUAUUUAUACGACGUCGAAUUUGGUCGGGUCGUUGAGAGCUUUCGAGCGCACGACGAUUCAGUGAGCUGUUUGAAAUGGUUGCAGAAAGAUCGCUUGUUGGUGUCGGGCGGCUGGGACGGCGUGGUGCGCGUGUGGGGCCACGUGGGCACCGCGGGGCACGCUCUGCGCGGCCUGAAGGCGGAGUUCGACCACGACGGGAAAAUCAACACGGUUGCCUACAGAUACCGAAGACACAUACUCGACAUAUUUGCGGGCACGUCGGACGGCGAAGUAUUCGUAUGGGAUUAUUCUACGAAGGAACUCAUUAACAAGAUCAAAGUCCAUACAUCGGCUGUGAGCGGCGUGUGUCUCUUGUGCGAAGACAGAAUUGUCACAACCAGUGAGAAUGGAGACCUGAGUGUUACAGAUCUCAGUGUUUUAAACUCGGUUUAUCAAAAACAGGUAUCUGCGACGAUUACUAGUAUCUGUUGUGACGGUGCCUGCUUGUUGUGGCUGGGAGGGAGCUCCGGAACGUUGCUGCAAUGGAACAUUAUCACGGUGGCGCAGCUGAGCGAAGAACAGGCACACGAUGAUUUGAUACAGAGUAUACACUUCGAUUGCCCUUCAAAGACUCUUAUCACAGCAAGUAACGAUAAGUCGAUCAAAGUAUGGCAAUUAACACGGAGAUCCUGACCUUACAUAAUUUACUUUUAUUUCAGUAUUAUAUUUACGUUUCUAUAUUUUUGUAAUUGUUUGAAAAUUUUAAAGAAAAUAAAGAUAUACAUUAAAUAUAUAACUAUAUAAGACAAUAAAGUGAUAUUAUAUUAG
Molecule: messenger RNA, 2929 nt
Organism: Nymphalis io (European peacock)
Lineage: Eukaryota; Metazoa; Arthropoda; Insecta; Lepidoptera; Nymphalidae
Product: protein FAN-like
Exons: 13
Coding region: 176-2794 (872 amino acids)
Molecular function (GO): protein binding
Source: RefSeq, a predicted model, not a curated record